CUGACUAUCUCUGUCUCUAUAUCUGACGCGAGGACUGGUCUCACAUGACCCUCCUGCAAUUACCUCCACGAAACAGACAAACCAAAAAGCAAAACUCCCCUAGUCUUUACCCUCUCCCUCUUUUCCUCUCUCCUCACUCUGUCUAUGGUAAAAGCUUAUCGCCUGUUCUCUCUGCCACCCCAUUUUCAAUACCAGUACUACUCCUGCAAACCCAUUAAGUUAAGGCUCCCGUAAACCUUCUUUCCUCUCCCUUGUUCACUUUUCUGUUUCCCUCUAUUUCAUUCUACCCCCAAGCCUUUCUAAAAGCAGCAACUGAAUCCAUUUCCCACUUGUAUACUGGCUCUCCCAACUAUGGAAGCUUUUAGCUUGCUCAAGUAUUGGAGAGGCGCCGGUGGCAUCAACAGUGGCGGAGGUGGCGGAGAUUCGUUACGCGCCGCCGGGACUACCACUAUAGUUACCGCUGUGGCUCAAAGUAGUGCUGGGGAGACUGACGAAGACGACGACGACGACGGACCUUUUUUCGACUUAGAGUUCGCUGUUCCAGACGAAGAUGACGAUGUGGAAGAUGGGGACGAAAACGAAAGCGGAGAACAAGAAGGAACCAACCGUGAGAACGAGAGCGAAGAAGACGAGGACGAGUUUGACGGCGGUGGGGACGUCGACGGUGAGGGAGAAUUCAACUUCACGCUUGCCUCUGGGUCCAGCAUUGACCGUACGGAUCAGAAUCUGUCGCUCUCUCCUUCUGAUGAUCUGUUCUUCAAGGGAAGGCUCGUUCCCAUUGAGCCUUCUUCGCUCGUGUUCAACACCUCCGAACCCAAUUCCAAGCCGCCCCAGUUUCCUGUCUCAUUGUUGAAAUCUGCCACGAAAUUUCGAGUCUCCAUGUUGGGCCUUAAGAAACCUAAACCGAGUGGCAAUGAUGCUCCGAAAUCAGAGACAAGUGAGCCUGUUGCCUCUGCUCCCCAACCACAGCCAAAAAAACAAAACAAGGAACAACCACAACAGCAGCAGAGUAAGUCUUUGACUGUGAAGUUCAAGGUGGAGGAGGUACCCAUAGUAUCCCUGUUCACCAGAGACAGUUCGAGAAGCGCUUCAGCUGGUAACAAGGCGCAGAAGCAGAACAACGUGGAAGAGUCUGUUUCUGAUGAGAAGCGCUUCUCAAAGGAGGUAAUGCAAAAGUACUUGAGAAAGGUAAAGCCUCUUUAUUUUCGGGUUUCCAAAAGGUACGGCGAGAAGCUGAGGUUUUCCGGGCAGUUAAGCCUAGGUGCCGGUGCCAAGGCUGUACCUCCGUCUUCCAAGGCGGAUCAGAAACCAGCUCCAGUGAAAUCGGUCGCCGAGAAGGCUGUAGCAGAACCGGCGGCUUCUGAUCAAGGUCUAGUUAACAAUGUUAAGAUGAGUCAGAAGCUGGGCAAUCUUCCGACGGGGCUGAGAGUGGUGUGUAAGCAUUUGGGUAAGAGCCGGUCGGCUUCGUCGUCUGCGGUAGCGGCGGCGCCAACGGCGCCUGUGUCGUCGAGACGAAGAGAUGAUUCGCUGUUGCAGCAACAGGAUGGGAUCCAGGGUGCCAUUCUGCAUUGCAAAAGGUCCUUCAAUGCCUCCAGAGAUUUGGAAUCUUCUCUGCUAUCACGUUCCGUAAGCGACCCGUCGAGCGACAAAUCUUCAGAAUUGGCCAUGAAGUCAUCGGUUGAAGGGAAAGAUGGACACUCCGAUCAAUCUCCUUGAUUUUGAGGCCCCCCAGAGUAUUCGUGGCAACUCCGGUCACGAUCACUCUGAUCCAUUUCCAGGCCCAGACGAAGGACUAGGUAAUAGUAGUAAUCAUGUCACCUUCUCAGUGAGUAUUCCGCAGCCUUGUUCUUUGUAAAUGUUUUAUAAACCGAGAAAGAAAAACAUAGCUAGCUAGGGCGAAGAAAAGAGUUGGCUCAUGUCUUACGAAAGAUGACUGGUGAGCGCAUGUGUAAAAGCUCACAUCUUUCCUCGAACAUGAAAGUAGAAUCAAAUCUUUGUAUCUAUUUACUUUGUAAUCAGUAGCAGCAGCACUUAAACCAGGCCAGUCCGCGAAACACCAGCGUGAAACACCAGUAAUCACUUAGUUUUGAAUGGGGUUUAUUUACUAUUUGUUUCCUGAUGUGAAUAUGGUAAUGUGGGUUUUGUUGCA
Molecule: messenger RNA, 2149 nt
Organism: Juglans microcarpa x Juglans regia
Lineage: Eukaryota; Viridiplantae; Streptophyta; Magnoliopsida; Fagales; Juglandaceae
Product: probable membrane-associated kinase regulator 2
Exons: 2
Coding region: 352-1716 (454 amino acids)
Cellular component (GO): plasma membrane
Source: RefSeq, a predicted model, not a curated record